Malus domestica (apple) is the source of this 3663-nucleotide messenger RNA. RefSeq lists its product as uncharacterized. Lineage: Eukaryota; Viridiplantae; Streptophyta; Magnoliopsida; Rosales; Rosaceae. Gene Ontology annotation, biological process: recombinational repair. The record is from RefSeq and is a predicted model, not a curated record. Gene Ontology annotation, molecular function: ATP hydrolysis activity; ADP binding.
ACAAAAUAUCCCUCUUCUGCAAACUUCUUUUUAAGCCAUUGGAGCAAUAUUUAAUGUUCAAAAAACCUCACAGAUCCAACCCAUACAUUACCAAUUAGAUUCCCCCAUCCAUCUCUGUCCAGUGUCCAGCUUGUUCAUUGAGAGAGAGAGAGAGAGGGAAAAGAAAAUUUUAAGAGAUGGGUUUCUGAGAAGUUGCAGGGGAGUAGGGUCUUCAAAUUUUGAAUAUUAUGAAUCCAACCAAGCAUAAAAACAAAGUUCUUCUGGCUAGCUCUGAACUGACCCCCCAUAAGAUUGGCCCACACUAUGGCAAGUGACAUACAUCAACAACAGAAGAAAGAUUUCAAGAUUUCUCCUGUUUGGGUUUUUUAUUUUUUUAACUAUUGCAUUCAUCUACUGCCAUCUGAGAAGAAAGCUGUGAAAUUUCUGACCAAAAAAAUGAUGCUUCUGGGGACCUGAGAAAAUGCACAAUGUUCUUCAAAGUACAGUUUAGUGAAAAGGAGCGAUAAUACGAAGGGAAGUGAUUUCCGCACACCCGAGAUGAGAUCUAACGAAGAUUUGAAGUUGGCAAUGGUGGAAGAAAACCCAACACCAAAAUCUGCUGAGUCCCCUCAGAAAUCUCCUCUGGACACCAUGGUUUCCAAUGUCCUCACCAUCAAAACAGCUUCUUCAGCAGCAGCUACAGGUAAGGAAAUUACUGCUCUGUCCUCGCCCUACAGUUCCCCUUCCUUAAUCUCCCCACCCUCCUCAGCAUUUGUUUCGGCUCUCCAGUCGCCUUACAUUUCCCCCAGAGCCUCAACCCCCAAACCCCAGGAAACCCAGCAGACCCAGCAGACCUCAAACCCAGCAACUACCCUGUCCUCACCUUACAGGGGUCCACAGUCAGAUGACAUACCCAGCAGCUCCUACACUCCGCCGUCGGACCUGUACGAGUACUCCGACGACGUCUCCGACCCAUUAAAGCACAAGUUCGACAAUGCCCCUCCCCGCAUUUCCUUUUCCUUUCCGGUCCCUCGGAUUUCGUUUGCCAAAUGCGGCGGGGCAGGCGGCCCUGUUUCCCCUGCUUCCUCCGCCACCAAGCUGCGGAGCUGCGACGUGUACAUCGGAUUCCACGGCCAAAAUCCCAACUUGGUGAGGUUCUGCAAGUGGGUGAAAUCGGAGCUUGAGCUCCAAGGCAUCGCAUGCUUUGUGGCGGACAGAGCCAAGUAUUCGGACUCUCAGAGCCAAGAGAUUGCUGACAGAGUUAUCUGCUCAGUCACCUAUGGAGUUGUGGUGGUUACGAGCUCGAGCUUCUUGAACCAUUUGAGUAUGGAGGAGGUAAGGCUUUUUGCCCAGAAGAAGAAUCUUUUUCCCAUUUUUUUCGACACCAGUCCUGAAGAAGUUUCAGGGAUUUUGAACUACAAUUCGGUUGAGAAAGAGUGCAGGGAGGCGGUUGAUGGGAUAAUGAAGUGUAAUGAGUAUAAGUUGGAGGCCAAUGACGGGAACUGGAGGAGCAUUGUGUCGAAAGCGGCCGGAGUUUUGAGGGGCAAGCUUGGGAGGCAGAGCGUUUCACAGCAGACGGAUGUGGAGGGAGUUGAUGAGCUGCCUUUUUCGAGGAAUAGGUUUUUUGUUGGGAGAGAGAAGGAGAUUGCAGAGAUUGAAACCGCAUUUUUUGGUUCUUCUGGGGACUUAUUGGAGCAGGAAUGCUCGGUGGUUAAAGGCGAAGCGAGUGGCCAAUCGGAAGGGUUAGCUGAUGAGGAGAGUGAAGUUGUUACUACUAGAGGGAGGUACAUUAAUUUGGAGGUGGGAAAAUGCAAGGAGCCUAACUUGGAGGCUUGGAUUGAACCACCAGUUGUGGGGCGGAAUUCGUUCAAGAGGUCGAAGUACAAGAGAGCGAAAAGUGGAAGUUACAAGGGCUUGGGGAGUAGUGUGAUCUGCAUAAAUGGGGUUCCCGGGAUUGGCAAGACGGAGCUUGUGUUGGAAUUCGCUUACAGGUAUUCCCAGAGGUACAAAAUGGUGUUGUGGAUAAGUGGGGAAGCUAGGUAUUUUAGGCAGAACAUAUUGAAUCUGUCUCAGAAUUUGGGGUUGGAUGUGAGUGCUGAUGCUGAGAAGGAUAGAGGAAGGAUUCGAAGCUUUGAGGAGCAGGAAUUCGAAGCGUUUAAGAGGGUGAAGAGGGAGUUGUUUAGGGACAUGCCUUACUUGAUCGUGAUCGAUAAUCUUGAGACUGAGAGGGAGUGGUGGGAAGGGAAGGAUUUACAUGACUUGAUCCCAAGGAACACAGGAGGGUCUCAUGUGAUCAUCACAACUAGGUUGUCGAAAGUAAUGAAUUUUGACGCAAUGCAGCUUCCGCCCUUGCCUGCGUCAGAGGCAAUGAUUUUGAUUAGAGGAAGGAAAAAGAAAGAGUACCCGGCUAGGGAGUUGGAAUUUCUGACGAAGUUCGAUGAGAAGUUAGGAAGGUUGAGUUUUGGUUUGUGGCUGAUUGGAUCGCUGCUUUCGGAACUAGCCAUUGCGCCUUCUGCUCUCUUCGAAGCUAUCAGCCAAGUUCAGCUUGAUGAGGGCUCUCCUUGCCCUUUCAUAAGCAUCACUGAAGAGCAGUACUACAAGAACAACAUUUUCCUAAUGAAAGUCAUAGCUUCUUGCUUCGCCGUCUUGCAACAAUCUAAUGGGAGAAUCAAUCAUCUUGCGUUAAGAAUGCUUCUUGUUGGCGCCUGGUUUGCUCCAACACCGAUUUCCUUGACUCUGCUGACUACUGCAGCUAACAAUAUGCCCGCCACAGAAAGCCGGCUAAGGAAGUGGACUAAUUGCAUAAGUGGCUGCUCUGGUUGCUUUGGACCACAAGCAUGGAAGAGUAGCGAAGAAGAUUCAGCACUGCUUCUUGUUAAAUUGGGAUUAGCGCGAGCGGCAAAAAAACCAUUCGGAUGCUGGAUCCAAUUCCAUCCCAUUACACAAGUAUACACAAAGAGAAAAGAAGGUUUAGUAGCUGCCAAGGCAACAAUUCAAGGCAUAAGAAAAAUUGGCAAUCCAUUGGUGAACCUAGACCAUCUUUGGGCUACUGCAUUCCUUGUUUUUGGUUUCAAAUCCGAACCUCCCCUCGUCCAGCUAAAGGCGAUCGACAUGGUUUUAUACAUCAAGAAAACCGCCCUCCCUCUCGCAAUCAGAGCAUUCACAACCUUCUCCAGAUGCAACUCGGCAUUGGAACUUCUAAAGGUGUGCACUAACGUACUUGAAGAAGUAGAGAAGUCGUUCGUAUCACAAAUCCAAGACUGGUGCCACGGCUCUCUCUGCUGGAAGAACAAGCUGCAAAGCAACCAGAGGGUAGAUGAAUACGUGUGGCAAGACGUGACGCUGUUGAAGGCGACAUUGCUGGAGACGAGGGCAAAGUUGCUGCUUAGAGGUGGGCAUUUCGACAGCGGCGAAGAGCUGUGCAGGACUUGUAUCAGCAUCAGAACAGUGAUGCUAGGGCAUAACCAUGCUCACACAUUGGCAGCUCAAGAAACUUUGGCAAAGUUAGUAAGGAUGAGAAGCAAAAUAUAAAUCUCCGUUGCUUUGGAAACAAGCAAGCCUUUGUUCUAUGAGGAACUCAGUUUUGUUAACACUUGUAAUCAAAUCUUAGUUUAGUUUGUAAUAUCGGCAAUUUAGUAGACCAUAUAAUUUCCGGUUAGAGAAUAAGAGCACUGAAAUUUUGCA